Zea mays is the source of this 1734-nucleotide messenger RNA. NCBI's taxonomy places the organism in Eukaryota, Viridiplantae, Streptophyta, Magnoliopsida, Poales, Poaceae. The record is from RefSeq and is a predicted model, not a curated record.
UUAAUUAUGUCUACUAGGUGACCCAAAACAGGCAUUAGUUUAGUGUCUUCCAUCAUAUGUAUAAAAAAACCCAAAGAUUUUGAAUUUGUAUCCACGUACACAAAUUUUAAGAUGGAAGAGUGGCCCUCUCCAACUACCGAGCGGGCGAGAGAAGGAAGCUAAGCUAAGUUAAUGAAGUUAGCUGGUGCAUAUGUAUCAAGCUCGGCCUUGUAACUUGCCACCACUUUUCCUUCCGGUUCCGUGUUACGUUGUGGGCGGCUGCUGGCUUCUGACAGCAGCGAGAGCGAGAGCGAGAGGCCGGCCGGGGGGCGCGCGCCAUGGACGUGGCCGUGGCGCUCUCCUUGCUCUUCUGCUGCGUCCUCCUGCUGGCCUCCGGCGCCAUCGCCUUCCUCCUCAUCCGCCACUUCCUGGCCUCCGGCGCCGAGGCGCGAGCAGCAGCGCCACGCCAUCGUCAGCCACCGCCAGCGGCCAACCAGCAGCAGCAGCGAGCAGCGUCAAUAGCCGUCAAGAAGGAGGAGGAGGAGGCGCCGCGGCGGCUGGCGUGGCGGGAGGUGGAGGCGCUGACAGGCGGGUUCGACGAGUCCGCCGUGGUGGGCCGCGGCGGCUCCAGCGCAGUCUACCUCGCCAGGCUCCUUGACGGCUCGCCCGUCGCCGUCAAGGUGCACCGCUGGUGCGGCGGCGAGCGCCGGCUGCGCGCCUUCCGGCAGGAGCUGGACCUGCUCCGCCGCCUCCGACACCCCAACAUCGUCGCGCUCCUCGCCUACUCCGACGACCACGAGGAAGAAGGCGCGCUGGUGCUGGAGUACCUCGCCGGCGGCACGCUGGCGGACGCGCUCCACGGCACGGCGGCCGCCCCGCUGCCGUGGGCGCAGCGCAUGCGCGCCCUCCACGACGUGGCGUGCGCGUUGGAGCACCUGCACUGCGGCGGCGGCGGCGGCACCUCCACCGCCGUGGUGCACGGCGACGUGUCGGCGUCCAACGUGCUCCUCUUCGACGGCGGCGCGCGGCUCUGCGACCUGGGCUCCGCCUGCGAGGGCUUCUCGGCGGCCGUGGCGCCGGCGCGCGCCGCCGUGGGAUCGCCGGGCUACGCCGACCCCUUCUUCCUCCGCACGGGCAUCGUGUCCACCAAGUCCGACGUGUACGGCUUCGGCGUACUGCUGCUCGAGGCCGUCACCGGCCUGCCGCCGGCGUCCGAGGCCCAGAACCUGACGGCGCGGAUCCUGCCGCGGGUCAGGGAGCGCGGGGUGGCGGGGCUCGUCGACGGCAGGCUCGGGGACGGCGGGCUCGACGAGGAGGAGGCCGCCAGCGUGGCCGAGCUCGCCGUGGAGUGCCUGGCCGCGCAGCCCGGGCUCCGGCCGUCGAUGGCGCAGGUGCGCGCCGCCAUCGCGGAGAAAGCGGCGAGGUCCAUCGCCAAGGCGGGUUACGGCCACCAUAUCCAGCUCAGCAAGCUGCUGGAGCUCACAUGAUUCCUUGCAUUGUCCUUGAUGUUUAUUAGUUAGGGGUACAAAAUUUAGGAUUGUAAGAAAAAUGGAUUAGUCCCGAGACACUAUCCUUUGCAUUGUACCAUGACCUCAAACCAUCAAGACACUAUCGCCCCUCAAUGAUUGAGUGAUCCUGUGUAGCAGGCAGAGGCAGGGGAGUGCUUGUCAUUCAGGUUGUGGCCGAAAGCUUUUGGAGGACCAGACACCUCAUAUUAUGAUUGUUGAAAAGAAAGAUCUGCUAACCAUUCAUACC